CCGAGAGAGCGUUUCAGGUCUAAAAAGUGGCCGUGGUCACUCGAUUUUGACCAAUCACUGACUUAAACACCAUGCUACUGGAUUGAGCAAUCAACUCGCGUAUGAAAGAAUGCCACAGGCAAACCCAAAUGUUCUAUGUACUGACCUAAAAUACGCUAUCAAGUGGAAUCUCAAAUCCACCUAAGAUAAAUAUCAAGUAAAUGUAAUGACAGCGGGGUGCAUGGUACUGAGCAGCGUGAAGUAACUUUCCUGAAUCAUGUUCAGAUAAACUUGUACACGAAGUUAAUGGAAACCGGGAAGGCGGUAUCCUGGAAUGCUUCAUCAAGGUGCAGGAGACUUUUUGUAGAACGCCCGCUAUACGCUCUGUCCAGGCAACUGUGAAUUGGAUCGUUCCCAAGCACUUGUGCCACAUGAACCAGAAACAGAUCCUGUCUUUAUCUCUGUAAAAUCCGUCAGCUUCGGCCUCCUGCAGCGCUGGUAUGGAGGUUUUAGGUUUUAGGUUCUAUGCGAUUUUUGUUGUUGUUGCUGAUUGAAUUUCGUUCUGUACAAACUGGAGACAAGAGUCAGGGCAAACGAACAUGAUCACCAUAGCAGGCACUCAAAGGACAGGUUUUUUGUCAUUUUUUCAAUCAUCUCCCACAAGGUCUACUCAUUCAACAAAUUCGUUUCAUCCACAAGCGGCAGGGUUAUCGCGUCGGACCCCCAAUAUAACAUCAGCUCUGUUCGUUCCAUCUCGCGAUCAACGCCGCCAGUGCGAAUGCCAUGACUUGUUCAAAGAGAUUGUGCCCUAUGUCGAGGCUUGGAGGUGGCAAAAAGAAACAGUUGAGCGGAUAUCUGCAUCAGUCGCCAGGGGUGAGGAGCCUCCGAACUCAGUUGUCUUGCUCCAACAUUCUCCUGUAUACACCAUGGGAACUCGAAGCUCUGAUGCUUAUUUGCGUUUUGACAAGAACCAUCCACCCUUCGAGCUUCAUCAGACCGAACGAGGUGGUGAGGUCACAUAUCAUGGACCUGGCCAGCUAGUCAUGUAUCCAAUAGUCAAUUUGCGGCAACAAAAGAUGGAUCUACACUGGUACUUGCGGAUGUUGGAGGAGGUUGUGAUUCGUGCUCUGUGGUCCUCAUUUAGUCUUCGAGCUUCACGCGUAGAUGGGUUAACUGGGGUUUGGAUCGGUGAUUUCAAAGUUGCGGCUAUAGGCGUACGUGUCUCACGAUGGAUCACAUAUCAUGGCCUCGCUUUAAAUGUAAGCACCGAUCUUGCCCCUUUCGAGCGUAUCGUUCCGUGUGGUAUAGCCGAUCGACCAGUUGGGAGUGUUAAACAGCUUCUUCACGCUGCCAACUUGAUUUGUGCGCAAGAUACUGGACCAUCGAAAGUGAUUGAUAGCUAUAGUUCAUGGGUCAUGGAAGAUGCCGCGAUCCUAGACCAAGUGCAUCAGUCCUUACUAGUUGAGUUUGCAGAAGUCUUUCAGAUGGAUUUGGUAGCUCCAUUCAACAAGGGUCCAAUGACUAAGUAUGCCACUAAACAAGAGAAGUAUUAAUGAACUUUUCAUUGUCGGAUGUUUCCCGUCCAUAAGUUUUUGGAUGCGGUCUUUUUGAGUACAUGGUACUUUGAUCCGUAUACGGAAAUGGAAAUCGAUACCCUAGUAUCAUGAAAUAUGCCACUGAGCGCUACAAAUUAGCCACGACUCACGAUUGUGAGCGCAAACUCGACCGAUAAUUAUUCAUGUGAAUGCAGAACUUUGACCUUGUAUGGCAUAAGAUGCCCGAGGAAAUUGAGUUUGAGGAAAAGGGAUGUUCUAUUAAAAUACA
Marchantia polymorpha subsp. ruderalis is the source of this 1803-nucleotide messenger RNA. The record is from the annotation of a GenBank genome assembly. NCBI's taxonomy places the organism in Eukaryota, Viridiplantae, Streptophyta, Marchantiopsida, Marchantiales, Marchantiaceae.